CGUGCACUGACAGCGGCGUUGCUGUUCAGAACAGCUUGCCUAGUAACCAAGCGGAAGUUGGAGUGUCCGAGCGGUCGCGCUCGCUGCCUGUUCGCCGGUGGAAAAGUUACGCCAAACUUCCAUGAAAAUGGGUGCACUUACUGCAGAUGACGGCAACUACAAAUAGAGCGCUGCAGUGAGGGGAAACAGCAAUGUACAAGGAUUACAGAUCUGGCAGAUCUACAGGACUAAACCCGUUACCCUUUGACCCCGCAAGCAACAACGAGCCACUGCAGUUUAAUAACUCCAAUGGGCCCCUGGUGUCCGAGUGUCCUCUGGAGACCAGUACAGACAACGGCAGCAAGAAAAGGAAGAGACCUAAUCUUCCUCCAGAGGGUCUUCGUAAUAUAGCAAUGGACUCCAGCUCGUUGGGAAUGCCCAUAUCUGACCCGAACGCCUGGGCCACCGCCAUGAACAACCUAGGGAUGUCGCCCAUGGGCAUAACCGGACAGCCUCUCAUGUCUGAUUUUGACCCCAGCCUUGGCAUGAUGACGGGUAUUGCUCCGAUGAACCCCAUGAUGCCCGGCUUGGGCAUUGUGCCCCCUCCUAUUUCUCAAGACCUACCGAUUGUGAAGGAGAUCAUCCACUGCAAGAGCUGCACCUUGUUUCCUCCCAACCCUAACCUGCCGCCUCCGGCUACACGCGAGAGACCCCCGGGCUGUAAGACGGUGUUUGUAGGAGGUCUACCUGAAAACGCUACCGAGCAAAUCAUAUCAGAAGUGUUCGAGCAGUGCGGUGCCAUCAGCGCCAUCCGCAAGAGCAAGAAGAACUUCUGCCAUAUUCGCUUCGCCGAGGAGCACACGGUGGACAAGGCACUUUUUCUGUCUGGUUACCGGAUCCGUCUCGGGUCCAGCACGGAUAAGAAGGACACGGGCCGGCUGCACGUGGACUACGCUCAGGCCAGAGACGACCUGUACGAGUGGGAGUGCCGGCAGCGCAUGCUGGCCAGGGAGGAAAGACACCGGCGCAGGGUAGAGGAAGACCGUCUCCGUCCGCCGUCCCCACCCCCCAUCGUUCACUACUCCGAGCACGAAUGCUCGCAGCUCGGGGAAAAAAUCAAAGAUGACUCCAAGUUCCCCGAGGCAGUACGAGUCCUGCUGACCUGGGUGGAGCGAGGUGAAGUGAACCGCCGCAACGCCAAUAACUUCUACUCCAUGAUCCAGUCGUCGAACAGCCACAUCCGCAGGCUUAUGAACGAGAAAGCGGCGCACGAGAAAGAAAUGGAGGAAGCCAAGGAGAAGUUUAAGAACGCCCUGGCUGCCAUCCUCGUACAAUUUGAGCAGAUUGUGUCUGUAUUCCACGCUUCUUCCAAACAAAAGGCAUGGGACCAUUUCUCCAAAGCCCAACGCAAGAACCUGGACAUGUGGCGCAAGCAAGCAGAGGAAAUCAGAAACAUCCAUAACGAGGAGCUGAUGGGAAUCCGCCGGGAAGAGGAGAUGGAAAUGUCAGACGAUGACAUGGAGGAUGCACCGGAGAGCAAAGACUCUGAUGACUCAGGGCCACUGGCGCAGGUGGAGGCCCUGAGGGAGGAGAACGACAGCCUGCGAUGUCAGCUGGAUGCCUACAGGAAUGAGGUGGAGCUGCUGAAGCAGGAACAGAGCAAAGCACAUCCUGCGCGCAGCGAGGAAGACACGACACGCCAACAACAGCUGAGCUUCCUACAACAAGCGCUGCAGGGCAUGCAAAAGCAACUGCUAAAGAUCCGUGAUGACCUGAAACAGAGAGAGAUGGAGCUGGAGAAGAGUACAGAGGACAAACAGCAGCUAGAAAGUCAGAUCCAAAGCCUUAAAGACAGAAUUCAAGCCUUCCCAGCAUCACACAUCACCCUGCCUUUGGAGAGGCCGGAGUGGGAGGACAGAGGCAACGAUGAAAACACAAGUCAUGCCAAUGAGUCAGCAACGUCUGCAGUGGUGUCCUGCAGUCAAGAGAAAGAGAGUGUCCCAGACAAGGGUCCACCCAGUCCGGUCAAAUCCGAAAGGGAGGCCCUGCUCGUUGGAAUCAUCUCAACCUUCCUCCACGUGCAUCCGUUCGGGGCCAGCAUCGAGUACAUCUGCUCGUACUUACAGCGUCUGGACACCAAGAUCAGCACGACAGAGGUGGAGACGCUGCUGGGCCGACUCCCCUACACCUUCAAGCAGGAGCUGACGGGCGUGGGUGCCAGUCUGGAAAAGCGCUGGAAGUUCUGCGGAUUUGAAGGCAUCAAGACAGCGUAGUCAUGCCAUCAAGCGUUAUAAACCCCAAAGACUGGCACCGCCAGGGUACCUUACAGAGACAAGAACAAGGUUCACAGGAAGGAUUGAGUGCUUCCUGAUUAGCCGAGCUUUGGACACUUUCAUUCAGUUCGGACAGGAAGUGUGGAGUCCUGCGCUCUGGUGUGUGUGUGUGUGUGUGUGUGCGCGCGUGGGUGGGUGUGCGUGUGUGUGUACGUUCUACAGUGUUUGACCACAGACUUGUUUGUUUGCGUGUCAGUGUGUAUGUUAAUGUGUGUGUGUGUGUGUGUGUGUGUGUGUGUGUGUGUGUGUGUGUGUGUUGCUGCCAUUUUGGAAGGACCGAUCUGAGCCACCGAGAUAAAACAGCACUGACCUGCCGAGGGAUUAUCGAAACAGAAGGAGACUAAACUCUGGACAAAAUAAUUUACAUCAUCUUUGUUUCAGUUUUUUUUUUUUUUCAUAAAAAAAGAGACAUAAAUUAAAUCUAUUUCUUUCUUUCUUUUCUUUUUUUCUGUAUAGGUUGCUAACAGCAGUUUUUUUUUGUUCACAUAUUCUGUAAAUGUUUGAAUAACUUACUAUUUUUAAAUAAAAAAUAAUGUAAAAAAAGAACCAAGAA
Messenger RNA from Clarias gariepinus (North African catfish), 2865 nucleotides. RefSeq names its product ecto-NOX disulfide-thiol exchanger 2 (gene enox2). Gene Ontology annotation, molecular function: protein-disulfide reductase activity; RNA binding. Gene Ontology annotation, cellular component: external side of plasma membrane; plasma membrane. The record is from RefSeq and is a predicted model, not a curated record. Lineage: Eukaryota; Metazoa; Chordata; Actinopteri; Siluriformes; Clariidae. Gene Ontology annotation, biological process: ultradian rhythm. The transcript is spliced from 17 exons. The coding region runs from base 192 to 2252 and encodes 686 amino acids.